AUGUCUCACGUGCAGGAGCUCUUUCACGAGGAAGCCCAGCAGGGGGUCCUGGCCCAGCCCGAGCCCUGGUGGAAGGUGCAGCUGUUCGUAUGGGAGCCCGUGCUGUUCGGGACCUGGGAUGGCGUGUUCACGUCCUGCAUGAUCAACAUUUUUGGGGUCGUCCUUUUCCUGAGGACCGGCUGGCUGGUGGGAAACACGGGAGUGCUCCUGGGCAUGUUUCUGGUGUCCUUCGUCAUCCUGGUGGCCCUCGUCACCGUGCUGUCUGGCAUCGGAGUCGGGAUGCACUGUGGCGUUGGCAGCGGUGGCGUCUACUCCAUGAUCUCCUCGGUCCUGGGCGGGCAGACCGGAGGCACCAUCGGGCUACUCUAUGUGUUUGGACAGUGUGUUGCAGGUGCCAUGUACAUCACCGGCUUCGCUGAGUCCAUCUCUGAUCUGCUGAGCCUCAGGAACAUCUGGGCUGUGCGAGGCAUUUCGGUCGCGGUGCUUCUGGCCUUGCUGGGGAUCAACCUGGCGGGUGUCAAAUGGAUCAUCCGCCUGCAGCUGCUGCUGCUGCUGCUGCUGGCCGUGUCCACCCUGGACUUCGUGGUGGGCUCUUUCACACACCUGGACCCAGACCACGGCUUCGUCGGCUACUCUCCGGAGCUGCUGCAGAACAACACGCUGCCCGACUACAGCCCCGGCGAGUCUUUCCCCACCGUCUUCGGGGUGUUCUUCCCAGCGGCAACAGGAGUCAUGGCCGGCUUCAACAUGGGGGGUGAUCUCAGGGAGCCCGCUGCCAGCAUCCCCCUGGGCUCCCUCGCAGCUGUUGGCAUCUCGUGGUUUCUGUACAUCAUCUUCGUCUUCCUGCUCGGCGCCAUCUGCACCCGAGAGGCCCUCCGCUAUGACUUCCUGAUAGCGGAAAAGGUGUCCUUAGUGGGCUUCCUGUUCCUUUUGGGCUUAUACAUCUCAUCUCUGGCCUCCUGUAUGGGGGGCCUCUAUGGAGCCCCCCGGAUCCUGCAGUGCAUUGCCCAGGAGAAAGUGAUUCCCGCAUUGGCCUGUCUGGGGCAAGGGAAAGGGCCAAAUAAAACCCCGAUAGCUGCCAUCUGCCUGACCAGUUUGGUGACCAUGGCCUUUGUCCUUGUGGGUCAGGUGAAUGUUCUAGCUCCCAUUGUCACCAUUAACUUCAUGCUGACAUACAUCGCGGUGGAUUACUCUUACUUCUCCUUGUCCAUGGUUCCCUGCAGCCACCCCCAGGUGCCUGAGCCAGGGCACAGGGAGGGCGCAGAAGCUCACCUCUGCUCUGAGCGCCUGCUGCUGGAAAAGGCUUCCGGGUAUGGCUCUGAGGGCACUGCCUGCAGCCUCUCUGAGGGCACUCUGCUAGAAUUCACCAAAGACAUGGAUCAGCUCCUGCAGCUAACCAGGAAGCUGGAGGGCAGCCAGACCAGGCCAGGAGAGAGCAACAGGAUCCCAGAGCAUCCGAGGGGGAAGUGCAAGAAGGCCACCAAGCAAACCCUGCAAGAUAGCUUUCUCUUGGACCUCAAGUCGCCAACCUCCUUCCCUGCAGAAGGCCCUGACAGAUUGCCCACUGCCGUCUGGGCGGGGCAGGAGUCCCGCUGGAACAAGCAGAGUGCCCGGAGUGAAAGAGCUCAGCCUGCGGGAGCACACGGAGAACAACUUGUCCCUGAGCUGGGUAGCCAGCCAAGGCCCAAUGGAGAAGAUUUCUUCCUGAAGUCUAGACUUCAGGAACAAGAUAUCCAGAGCGGAACUACUUCUAUCUACGCUCGCAUGUGCAACCCCUGGGUCUCCCUUUUGGGGGCCAUUGGGUCUCUUGUCAUCAUGUUUGUGAUCCAGUGGGUCUACACUUUGAUCAACAUGUGUGUUGCUGCCAUUGUGUAUUUCUACAUUGGUCGGGCCAGUCCCGGGCUUCACCUCGGAUCAGCCUCCAACUUCAGCUUUUGCAGAUGGAUGAGAUCUCUUCUGAUCCCUUCCUGCAGGAGCUUGCGAUCCCCACAAGAGCAGAUCAUUUUGGCACCGUCCCUGGUGCGGGUGGACAUGGAGAUGACUCAGCUCACCCAAGAGAACGCAGACUUCGCCACUCGGGACCGCUACCACCACUCCUCCCGUGUGAGCCGAGACCAGCUGAUGCCUCCGUACUAG
This is a messenger RNA of Pipistrellus nathusii (Nathusius's pipistrelle), 2136 nucleotides long. NCBI's taxonomy places the organism in Eukaryota, Metazoa, Chordata, Mammalia, Chiroptera, Vespertilionidae. The record is from the annotation of a GenBank genome assembly.